This is a messenger RNA of Malurus melanocephalus (red-backed fairy wren), 1690 nucleotides long. It is a transcript of the gene TSPAN15, whose product is annotated as tetraspanin 15. The transcript has 8 exons. The record is from RefSeq and is a predicted model, not a curated record. Lineage: Eukaryota; Metazoa; Chordata; Aves; Passeriformes; Maluridae. The coding region runs from base 62 to 949 and encodes 295 amino acids. Gene Ontology annotation, cellular component: membrane.
GCCGGGAAGGGGCGGAGGGCCCGGCGGGGCGGCGGCAGCAGCAGGUGCCGCGGGAGGGACCAUGGCGGCGGGGGACCCGGAGCAGGCGCGCUACUGCGGGCGGCUCUCCUAUCUGUGCCUCAAGCUCACCCUCAUCACCUACUCCACCACCUUCUGGGUGAUCGGAGCCCUUGUCCUCGCCGUCGGGAUUUAUGCAGAAAUUGAAAGACAGAAGUACAAAACUCUAGAAAGUGCCUUUCUAGCCCCAGCAAUUAUUUUAAUACUUUUGGGCAUUAUAAUGUUCCUGGUAUCCUUUGUGGGUGUCCUGGCUUCUCUAAGAGACAAUUUAUGCCUUCUGCAAGCAUUCAUGUACAUCCUUGGGAUCUGCCUGCUGAUCGAGCUGACAGGGGGAGUGGUGGCUCUGAUCUUCAGGAACCAGACAAUCAAAUUUUUGAAUGAUAACAUCAGAAGAGGAAUUGAGAAUUACUAUGAUGAUUUAGACUUCAAGAACAUCAUGGAUUCUGUUCAAAAGCGGUUUAAGUGCUGUGGUGGGGAGGAUUAUAGGGAUUGGUCCCAAAAUGUGUACCACGACUGUGGAGCUCCAGGACCUCUGGCCUGUGGGGUGCCCUACACUUGCUGCAUCAGGAACAAGACAGACAUUAUCAACACCAUGUGUGGAUACAAAACCAUCGACCAAGAGCGCUUGAGCGUCCAGCAUGUCAUCUACGUCCGAGGGUGCACGAAUGCAGUGCUCAUCUGGUUUUUGGACAACUACAGCAUCAUGGCUGGCGUGCUGCUGGGCAUAUUGCUGCCCCAGUUCCUGGGUGUGCUGCUGUCCCUGCUGUACAUCACCCGGGUGGAGGACAUCAUCACGGAGCACAAGCUGAGCGAGAGCCUCUUCGAAGACACGCGCCACAGAUCUGCCCCCGAGUUCACCGGAGCCGGCUGCUGCAUGUGCUACCCGGGGUGAGCUGGGGAACCUGAAACGCAGCUGAAGCCAGGCAAAGCCAGCAGUUUCAGUUGGUGCUGGCUGCUCCAGACUGUGGGGGUGGCAAGCCGGCCAGCAGCCGGGGCUGGGUGUGCCCCAGGACACACCGGAGAGGCCCCGCGCUGCCGGCGGGGUUGCGGUGCUGCCGCUGUGGGGUCUGUGGAUCAUUAAAUCUCCUUUUGAGUGAUUGCAGAGUGAGAACAGCCAAAAAAAAAACUGCUCUGAUCUGAAGAUGGGAAGAUCUGAACGUCGAUUUCUAGCAAGUGUCUUUGCAUCUUGGGAUGUUGUAUUUAAGUGUUUGUCCUUUCCCAACUUUAUUUUCUUACUCCUUCCAAGAGAGAUUUCUUAGUGAUCCAAAUGGUGAAUAUUAAACAUGUUUAAUAAUGGGUUUUUAUGCUAAUCAUGAUGAAUCUACUGACAAUAAUGGAUGUGAUGAUGAUCGCUUUCAUUGCUCAGUCUUCUGUGCCUUUUAAUCAUGGGGCAAAUGCCAAUGUCAAAUCAGUCAGGUAAUGCUUGAUAUAUUUUUUAAGGCAAUUUAUUACAGUCUGGCUUUUGUAUAAACUUACAGGAUGUUUGAGUCUUGGAUGUACUGUAUUUUUCCCCUCUAAUAAAUUAACUAGAUGAUUGAUGACUUUCUAUUUUUUUUGAGUUCUGUAUGUCAAGAUGUUUCUAAAAUAAUUUGUCAAAAUAAAAGUUGUUUUUCUUAAAAAAGGAAAGCACAUA